Caenorhabditis sp. 36 PRJEB53466 is the source of this 2792-nucleotide messenger RNA. The record is from the annotation of a GenBank genome assembly. Lineage: Eukaryota; Metazoa; Nematoda; Chromadorea; Rhabditida; Rhabditidae.
AUGGAAGUUGAUAGCGAAGGAAAACCAGGUCAGUCAAAUACCUUUUCGAUUCUUAGAUUCGUUUUCAAAGUUUUUUUAUUCCAGUUAUUUCCUGUGAAGCUCCAGCCUGUUUUGGUGUAUCCCAAUCGUCAUCAAACCGUCGCCCAAGAGAAGUGUCUGUGGUGAGUUUAUUCGAACAAGAAAGCGCUGUAAACUUUAUACAAUAGGCGAAAUUGUCACUUUCCGGACAGCUGUAUUUUCUGUUGUAUUCGGAAAGAACAACAAUAGAGGGUUCGAGAAAGUGAGAUGAGGGUCAGACGGUCAUUUAGAAAAGCAAUGGAACUAGUGGUCAAUGAUCCAAUAGAAAUGUUGAAAAACUGUAGACGAAUGAGCUAAUUAUCUGACGGUUUGACUGACAGCAAAGGUUAGGUCACUGUGGAACGACGUCUCAGGUGUUUUUCUGUUCAUUUGCACGCUGAAUCGGAAUAGUUUCUAGUUUGAACUAACUUCGUCGCAUUACUGUAUUUUAUAGGCAAUGAGAAAGAUCUUUGAGAUUUGAGUUACCCCAAUUAGGAGUUCGGUCAUUUUCCAAUUCAACGUUGCUUUUCCGAUCUUUUUCGCUCUUCCGUCCUCAUCCAAUUAUCAGCAUCGAGAGUAGCAUAAAUGAAUGGAGGUCAUUAACUGACGCCUACGUUCAAAAGUACACCGAACCGGAUAUUCGGGAUGUGGUUCUUGACCAAAAAGCACAAAACCGGAUCGGCAAACCAAUUGAGUUCUUGCGUAUGAUUUGUGGCAAUCCGGCUGUUUUCUCAGAGAAUAAUAGCAAAGGCGGUUCAUGUGAUUUCGAGAUUUCAGAGUUGUGAUCCAUUCAAAGAAGUCGUUUGCGUCGAUGAACUUCAAUGGACCUCUGGUCUUGUGGAAAUCAAUAACGGAACACAUAGAACGUACUGUGCAUUCCACAAGACUGAUUGAAAUUUUAAAAUUUCAGAUUGAAAACGGAAUGUUGCUCGUAUGAAGCAAUGGCUUCUGCUCAAAGUGUCAAGAGCAUUUUCCUUGGCCCCGGACAGUCUUAUGUUGGAGGCCUUGUCGAGAAAAACGGAGAACGAUCCGGAUUCGACCUUAUCAAGGAGAUCAGAAAAACUGUGAACGCUGACAACCAGUGAGUAGCCAAAAAUGUUUAAUGCAACUAACAUAAAUCUUUUUUUCAGAGUUCAAUACAUAGUUGGAGUUUACCGCAUGCCUUGCAUCGCACCUUCUGACUCGAGUAACUUAAAAUGUCGCUUUUCUUCUUUUAAUUACUAAUUUUAGGCGAGGAAAGAUUGCCUGUGCUUUCUAGAAACAAGAGAAAGCUUCGCGACAGAGUUGGAAAGUACGACGAUUACGAAGAGGACAGACACUUCAGAAGAAGACGUCCGUACGCCAUGAGAAGACGUACUCUUCUGCAGAGACUCGAGGACUACUACGACGACUACGACUACGAUUUCAGAGUCAUGAGACGACCAUUCAGAAAGUAAAAGCUGACCGUCUCCGGCAAAAUCUAUCGGUUUGCUUUUCCAGAAGCCGUUUGCCGUACAACGAAAAUGCAUUGUGGCCUCUUCAGUACUCCGCUCCACAACGCCCACGCGCUUAUGCGGAGAACACGUUCCAGGACAAGUCAGGUGUGUUAACGACAAUGCAAGACGGAUCCGCGGCUCUUUCUAACUAUGGUGAAUCUUCAGUGGAAUCCGGACCACUGCCACCGCCGCCCAGCUCCAACUACAUCGACGUGAGUUUCCAGACUAACAAUCUAACAUCGACCUAACCUUCACUAACUUUCUAGUCACAAAACGUUGCGCCGGCGUCGCCCAUCGUUCAGUCUCCGGCUUACCCACAGCCACCACAGAUGCCUCAACCUCCGCCAAGUGAUUCAUACACCGGAAACUAUCAAAACUCAUAUGCGACAUAUAACGCAUAUCCGACGGACCCAGGCAGUCAGUACAGUGGAUAUCCGGCUCAGCAGCAAGUCGUCUAUCAGCCUUCCCCACCGGCUUAUCCAGCGUAUCAACCUUCUUACUCAGGCUAUACGGUACAUCCGAGUAACUCUAUUUCAUUCACUACUAACAUUUUUAGCCAAACUUGAACGGUGUCUUCACUCGGCUUCCAUUCCAAUGUUUUUCUGGCGAUAUGGAAGUGGAAACCGAGGAGGGAAUCAAGCUGAUCAAGGAUCUGAAAGUCGGCGACAAAGUUCUCAGCAUGGACGAAGCCUUCGUGACCUACUCACCAGUCAUCAUGUUCCUCCAUAAACGCGACGAGGAGAGGGCCGAAUUCAAUCUCAUCGAAACUUCGAACGGACAUUCCAUCAAACUGACCGACAAUCAUCUCAUCUACGUCUCUGAUUGCAAUGCCAAAGCGGAUUUGAAGUGAGAAAGAGAAAACAUGAACAUCGAAAGAUCGGAACGAGACAAUCAUUUUCAUUUUGCAGAUUGGUCGCUGCGAAAGACGUGAAAGUGAACAAUUGCAUUCACGUGACCACCGAGAAGAACGUCGUCGUCAAGAAAAAAGUUUCUAAUAUCAGCAAGGUCGCUGGAACCGGCAUCUACUCUCCGCUCACCUCUACUGGAGACAUCAUCGUGAACAAGGUCCUGGCUUCUUGCCACUCCAACCUGGCACUUAAAUCACUUCAACAAACGUUCUUCUCCUUGUACAAGCGGACCUCGAGCGUUGUCAGCAACUUCACUUUCUUCAAGAGCUAUACGGAAGAGGGACAUUUGCCGUUCGGAGUGGAGACUCUCACGAGUGUUAUGGACUUGUUCAUUCCGCAAUCGUUUGUCUAG